This is a messenger RNA of Rotaria sordida, 3948 nucleotides long. Lineage: Eukaryota; Metazoa; Rotifera; Eurotatoria; Philodinida; Philodinidae. The record is from the annotation of a GenBank genome assembly.
AUGAAACCUUGGCAUAAUAGAAUACUUCAUUUAACUAUUAAAAUCACUAUUGUGAUUGCUCUUCUCAUUGAUCCACGUACAACACUUUUAACACCAGAUUUUGAAAUAACUUGUCAAAAAUUUGAUAUUAAUAUAAUAACAACUGAUUUAGAUUCUUAUAUGACAAAUAUAUUAUCACCAUUAUUUUCAUUAUUUGAUAGACAAUGGUCUCAAGCAAAUCGUAUCGAUAAAAUGAAUCUUAAAUCAGCAGGAUAUAUACAACGUAUAAUUCAUACAAUGUGGUUCACACUUCGUACACUUAAACAAAAUGAUCAAAUAUUUAAAAUAUUUAAUCAAACAAUUUUAUGGAAAAAUAAUGAUCAACAAUAUUUACAAUCAUUACAACCACCAACACAAAAUUUAUUACCAAAGAAAAAAAAGAAAAAAACUCUCGUUAAAAUAGGUAGUAAAACAAAAUUAUCACCAAUUUUGAUAGAUCCACCAAUUGAUUCUACACCAGAACAAAUUCUUGAAUAUAUUCUUAAUCGACAAAUAUCAAUAUCACGUGCAAGUAAAUAUUUAGGUGGAAUUAAAUUAGAUUAUUUAAAAUAUUGUUUAUCAUAUAAAAUGAAUUCAUCACUUAUGACUGGUUCAUGUCUUAUACAAUUAAAUAAAUUUAUGCAAUCAAAAUCAACUAUUGAUUGGUUACGUCAUUUACGUUCAUUAUAUUUUUGGUCGUGUGCUAAACAAUUAUUUUUAAGAGAAAUUUAUCAAUUAACUGGUAUAGUAACACGUAAACGUUCAAUGAAUAUAUGCGGAAAUAAUAAUAUGGGUUCAAUAAGAAGUUGUGAUCAACAAUCACCUGUAAUUUUUUGGACAGCUUUUGAAGAUAUUCAUCUAAUUCAAUUAGAUAAUGAAUCAAUUAUUGAUGAUAAACAAUGGCAUGAAGAUUUUCAACAAUAUUUAAUUGAUAAUGAAAUUAAUCAUGAAAAAGCUCAAUUAUGGACUAUUGAUACAUUUGAAUUUCCAUUAACAAAAAAUUCGACUAUACUUCAAUUACCUGAAUGGAAUGAAUUACGUCCAAUGAAUUUAACACCAAAAGUAACUGUAAUAUAUGCAUUUUCUAAUGAUGGUCAAUCAACUGAACCAUAUUUUAUUUUUCCUAAUACACUUCGAGAUAAUACAAUAAAUAAUGAACAAAAUUCAUAUAAUGAUUUAGGUCAUUUAACACCACAAAUAUUUCUUUCUUGGAUUGAAAAAUAUCUUAUACAAAAAGAUCAUUUACCAAUUGUUCUUAUAUUUUGUUCUCGUUUACCUAUACUAUCACCAAUAGUUUUAUCUUCACUUGAACAAUAUAAAAUCUAUCCAUUUGGAUAUCCAUUUACACGUACAUUACCAUUUCGUUAUUUAUUUGAACGUCGUGUACGUAAUAAUCGUUCAACAAAUUUAAUGAGUGAAUUAUGGAAAAAAAAAUUAUUAGAUGAACAACGUACACAUGUAUUAAAAGGUUUAAAUUGUACAGUUAAAAAUAUAAAAUAUUAUUUUGAACAAAUAUGGCCAUUAUUAAUUACUGAAAAACGUGAUGAUGAUGAUGAAAAUAAAACAUUUAAAGAUAAAUGUCAACAAGCAUUUCAACAAGCAAAUAUACAAUUAAUAAUAAAUAAAAAAGAAAAUUUUUAUGAAAAAAAACUUCAAAUAAUAUCACCAAAUAAAAAUCAAAAGAAAAUUAUAAAUACAAAUGAAAUUGUUGAUCAACUUAAUCAUUUAUUAAAUGUUAUUAUUCAAGUUAAAGAACAAAUUAAUUCAACACAAAUUCUUAAAAUUAAAAAUAAUGAUUCAUUAAUUUCAUCAACAUCGAAUGAGGCUUUAGAGAAUAUUAAUCUUAGUCAUUUAUUAUCAACAUUACCUGAACAAAUUCAAACAAUAAAUACAAUUGAAAUAAAUAAUAGUUCAAUUUUAACAUCAAUUAAUGAUAAACGACCAAGUGAUGAAAAUGAUGAACCACGUACAAUAAAACGUUUUCGUUCAUCAUUUUCACAAUCGACUUAUCCAACAACAACAACAACAAAUAUUAUUCAAUGGAUUCCACCAUCAAAACAAUUAGUGACACAUAUACAAUCUCAAUCAUCAUCAUUAUUUCAAUUUAUUCUAUCACUUGUACAUAUAAUAUUAAAUUCAACUGAAAAUCAUCUUACAGAUGAACAUUGUUGUUGGUUACAUAAAACAAUUAAUAAUUAUGAUCAUAAUUAUAAUAUUGAUAAACUAAAUCUUCUCAUUGAAACAGCAUGUAUAGUAAUAAUGUCAAAUUUAAGAGAUAAAAUUUCAUGGAAAAAUUUAAAACAAAUUUAUGAUACAAUUGGAAAUAAUCUUAAUCUUCGACAAUUAUUUUUUGACGAUUUUAAACGUUUUGAACAUUAUUCAUUAGAAAUUAAUACACCUGAUGGUCCAUUUUUAUUUGAUUAUUCAAAAAAUUUAAUUAAUAAAGAUAUUUUACGAGAAUUAUUUUCUUUAUGUCGAGAAUGCCAAAUUGAAGAACAACGUACAAAAAUGUUUCAAGGUGAAUUAAUUAAUUUUACAGAAAAACGUGCUGUUUUACAUACUGCUUUACGUACACCAAAAGAUGGAAAAGAAGUUUUAGUUGAUGGGAAAAAUGUUUUACUUGAUAUUCAUCGAGUUUUAGAACAAAUGAAACAUUUUUCUGAAUCGAUUCGAAAUGGCCAAUGGAAAGGUUAUACUGGAAAAACAAUAACAGAUGUUGUUAAUAUUGGUAUUGGUGGAUCAGACCUUGGUCCAUUAAUGGUUACAGAAGCAUUGAAACCAUAUGCAAAAAAUGGUCCACAUGUUCAUUUUAUUUCAAAUAUUGAUGGUACACAUUUAUGUGAAACUGUAUCAAAAUUAUCACCUGAAACAACAUUAUUUAUAAUAGCAUCAAAAACUUUUACAACACAAGAAACUAUAACAAAUGCUGAAUCAGCUAAAGAGUGGUUUCUUAAUCAAGCUAAAGAUUUAAAAUAUGUUGCAAAACAUUUUGUUGCUUUAUCAACAAAUACACAAAAAGUAACGGAAUUUGGUAUAGCUAAAGAAAAUAUGUUUGAAUUUUGGGAUUGGGUUGGUGGUCGUUAUUCAUUAUGGUCAGCUAUUGGUCUUUCUAUUGUAUGUGCUAUUGGUUUUGAUAAUUUUCAACAAUUAUUAGCCGGUGCUCAUGCUAUGGAUAAACAUUUUCAAGAAAUGCCAUUAGAAAAAAAUUUACCAGUUAUUAUGGCUAUACUCGGUAUAUGGUAUAAUAACUUUUUUACAGCUGAAACACAUGCUAUUUUACCUUAUGAUCAAUAUAUGCAUCGUUUUUCAGCUUAUUUUCAACAAGGUGAUAUGGAAAGUAAUGGAAAAUAUCGAACAAAAGAAGGUAAACAAGUUGAUUAUACAACUGGACCAAUUAUUUGGGGAGAACCUGGUACAAAUGGUCAACAUGCAUUUUAUCAAUUAAUUCAUCAAGGUACAAAAUUAAUUCCAUGUGAUUUUAUAGCAACAAUUGAAACACAAAAUCCUAUACGUGAUAAUCUUCAUCAUAAAAUAUUAUUAGCUAAUUUUCUUGCACAAACUGAAGCUUUAAUGCGUGGUUUAACUGAAGAUGAAGUACGAUUAAAUAAUAAUAAUUCAACUGAUCAACUUCUUAUUUAUCAUAAAGCAUUUCGUGGUAAUCGACCAACAAAUUCAUUUAUUUUGCCACGUAUAACACCAUUUACAUUGGGAAUGUUAAUUGCUGCAUAUGAACAUAAAAUAUUUGUACAAGGACAAAUAUGGAAUAUUAAUUCAUAUGAUCAAUUUGGUGUUGAACUUGGUAAACAAUUAGCUAAAGUUAUUCUACCAGAAUUAGAUGCUAAUCAAUCGGUUACAGCUCAUGAUUCAUCAACUAAUGGUUUAAUUAAUUUUAUUAAUAAAUAUAGAAAAUGGACAUCAAAUAAUAAAUAA